CAAAGAGGUGUAACGUGGGGGGUACGGUGUGUCGGGCCCGGGUGGCGAAGGCGAAAGUAUGCCGCGUAUAUAAGGCGACGAACCGUCGGCAAUCAGCAUCCAGUUCACUUCUGGACGCACCUGGAAUAUCUCGAGAGCAAAAAUGAGAGUCCUGGUCUACACGACAGCGAUCGCUUUGUUGGUCUCGUGCACAUGGGCCGAGGAGAAGACGGCUGAGAGAGCGGACGCUUCUGCGGAGGACAAAUCGACGAAGAAGCAGGAGAAACGGGGCCUGUUGGGUCUCGGUUACGGCUACAGUUACGACGGUGGCUACGAUAUCGGAGCUGGUGGACACGGUGGCCUGGAACUGAGCGGCUACGGCGGCUACGGCGGCUACGGCGGCUAUGGCUACGGUGGCUACGAACACGGUGGACACGAACACGUGAAGACCGUGACCGUCGUCAAGAACGUGGCUGUUCCAUACCCCGUGGAGAAACACGUGCCGUACCCCGUGGAGAAGCCAGUACCAGUCCCCGUGAAGGUUCCAGUACCGCAGCCUUACCCAGUCGAGAAGCCCUAUCCAGUCAAGGUUCUUGUCAAGGUUCCAGUACACAUACCGCAACCGUAUCCCGUGGAGAAGAAGGUCCCAUAUCCGGUACACGUACCCGUCGAUCGUCCGUACCCCGUCAAAGUUUUGGUACCGCAGCCCUACCCCGUGGAGAAACACAUACCGUAUCCGGUGAAGGUACCGGUGCCACAACCGUAUCCGGUCGAGAAACCAGUCCCAGUGCCGGUCAAAGUUCCGGUCCACGUACCAGCACCCUAUCCGGUGGAAAAAUUGGUCCCAGUGAAGGUCCCCGUCGACCGUCCAAUUCACGUGCCAGUACUGAAACCGUACCCGGUGCACAUCGAAAAGCCGGUGCCGUACGCGGUGGACAGGCCAGUGCCGGUUCCAGUCAAAGUACCAGUCGACAGACCGUACCCAGUCCCAGUUGAGAAGCCAGUCGCUGUGCCGGUGAAGGUGCCGGUGCCACAACCGUAUCCGGUUGAGAAGCCAGUACCUUACCCGGUCGAACGACCCGUUCCGGUCGAAGUUAAGGUCCCGGUUGACAGACCGUAUCCGGUUCACAUCGAGAGGCCGGUGCCAUACCCGGUCGAGAAGCCUGUCCCCGUUCCGGUCAAAAUACCAGUCGCGGUUCCGGUACACCACGACCACGGUUACAGCAGCGACUGGGCCGGUGGCUACGGUUAUCAUUAAGCACGUACCAAUCGUGUCGGUUUUUGAUUGCCGUUUGAACAAACAUCGUGUCAGAUGGUAAUUACACGCCGGCGACAUCAGGCAAUCGACAAGCAGUUUUAGGUAACACAUUAGGAGAGAAAAGGAGAAAUGAAAUUCAUUGACGAGACAGUAGGGAGAGGGCGGUAUUCGAUGGCACGCGUCGAUCCACGUAUUCCUUCCUUUGUAUGUACCUGGAUCGCGACGGGGAUGGACUGGGUUAACGAAGACACACGUCGCACCAGAGGCCGGUCCCUCCGAGGUCGAUCGUACCGAGCCCCACGAAACACGGCGACGACGCGCGUCACCGAUACGAAAAAGAAACCGAGAGAUUCAUUGUUCAUCGAGCCCGUCCUUAGCGAUUCUUCGUUCGACAAACAACUCGCUUAUCUCACCUUCUCUACUUUAUUUUUGUUUUUUUUUCUACCGAAAUAGCAAAAUACAUGUAUUUUUGUACGAAUUAUAAAUAUUAAUAACGUAAAGAAUAUCGAGCCGGC
This is a messenger RNA of Frieseomelitta varia, 1752 nucleotides long. Its product is annotated as proline-rich protein 4-like. The transcript is spliced from 2 exons. The coding region runs from base 143 to 1237 and encodes 364 amino acids. Lineage: Eukaryota; Metazoa; Arthropoda; Insecta; Hymenoptera; Apidae. The record is from RefSeq and is a predicted model, not a curated record.